AUGAACCGCGCGUGCAGUGGUGGCAGGAGUGCCGCACAGCUGCAACGACUCGCUCGGCUCAGCGAUGAUAACGCCUUUGUGGAUGUGGAGGCGCUGCUGAAGCGCAUCGGUGGCGAAGGCGCGUGGGAGGGUACUGCGGGCGACGGUGGUGGAGCCUUUGACGGGACAGCUUCGCCUAUCAUCGGAUUGCCCUGCAGCAGUGGGGGAGGAUCGGCGUUUGGCGCCACUGCGGCAGCGGCCGGCUCGAGGCGAGGGCAGGCACGAAAAGGUACGCGGGCAUCAGAGGACGCCCUUCUCAAGGGCGCACGCAUCCCGCUCACCGCGAGUCUGCAGGAUCAGCACAAGGCCUACUUGGAAUCGGUGCGCGCGGCGGCAAAGGAGUGGGAGAUGAGUUGGGUGGGUAGUGGCGAUGACGAAAGCGCCGCAAGCUCUGUGGAUGAGGAUGGCAAAGGCGUCGGUAGUAGCAAGGGCGUGCAGGCUGCGGAAAGGCAUGGAUUCGGCCUCAAGGCGAGGCGAGGAGGCCCGCAGGCAAAGUUGACUUCAGAAGAGGCGCUGUCGCCAACAUCUACUCCAUCUUCGGGGCCCUCUUCUAAGCUUGUGACGGUAACGUCUGUUCGACGAAGCCUUGCGGAUAGCACUGGGGUGCCGAGGAAGCGUCCACGCGGGGCACAGCGCGCCAGCUGUGACACAGCCGAAGCCGAAGCGGAGAGGAAUGUGGACAAUGCGGUGCACUUGGCGAGGCCAGAUCCAUGCAGCUCACUUAUAGCAAAGCUGAAGGCAGAGCUCCGACUCGUUCGGCAGUGGGAGCGCACCAUGCUGGAGUGCCCCCCACAGAUAAUUAACGGCGUUCUCUCUCCUGAGUCGCGCGCGCCAUGGGUGCAGACGACGUCGACUUCACGCAAGGCAGAUGCGGCGACGUCGUCGGGCGAGGCGAAGUACAUUGACGACGACGACGACACAGAGGUACUGCCGUACCCUCUGCUGCAAGUGUACUGUCUGUGCCCGAGCUACGAGGCACUCACAGCGGGGCCAGUGCACAGACGCGACGUCGUACGGUGUGCGACGACGGAGGAGAGCCAGGGACACGAAGGGAAGCCUCGAAGAAGUUUGGCCUUGACGUCUCCCAUGCCAGCCGAGGCAUUCACAAGAAUCGUGCAUGUGGCCGGCUUCACGUUUGCCGUGCCUGGGCAUGCGUUCGCCCAACGAAAACGCCGUGGCCGACGUAAUCAAAAAAGCUCAAGCUACGCAGGCGGGUUGGCGAGCGGCGGGCAGGUGGAUUUCAUGGACCCAGGAAGCGAGGACGCAGUACAAGGAGAGCGACAACACCAUCUUUGUUCGGUAUGUAUGCUGCCUGCGUCAUACCGGUGUUUGCGCUGUCGCACCGCCCUGUUCUGCUCGAUCGACUGCCACGUCCUGCACGAUGCGACGCGAUGCUUGAAGUUCACAGUAUAA
Molecule: messenger RNA, 1452 nt
Organism: Leishmania braziliensis MHOM/BR/75/M2904
Lineage: Eukaryota; Euglenozoa; Kinetoplastea; Trypanosomatida; Trypanosomatidae
Exons: 1
Coding region: 1-1452 (483 amino acids)
Biological process (GO): chromatin remodeling
Cellular component (GO): Swr1 complex
Molecular function (GO): nucleosome binding
Source: RefSeq, a predicted model, not a curated record